GAAAAUACUUUACUACGAAUAGACAAACGUUGUUUUACGUGGAAGUCUUCUUUAACACGAAGAGGCGCUUGUGAUACGUAAACAAGAGAUGUUACUGCUAACAAUCAUCGUGGUAAUAGCUUCCGCAAAUGCUGAUAUAUGUCUUACAGAGUCGAAACAUGCACAGUGGAGAACUAAUUUAGAAUACAUUGAACAAAAAGUGAAAGAUUUAGAAUUGGAUCUCAAAGAUCAUGCCAGCACCUGUAAGUUAGGAUGGGAACAGUUAAACAAACACUGUUAUUAUUUCAGCAAUGAUGAAAGGACCUGGUUUGAAGCGGAGAGAUACUGCAGAGCUCAAAAUGCAUUCCUUGCAUACAUAAAAGAUGUAACUGAAAACAAUUGGAUACAUUCCAACCUGAUCAACAUGAAUGGUACUGACCUUCUAUGGAUAGGAGCAACCGACUGUGAUACAGGAAUUUGGAUCUGGUCAUAUGAUUACGUACCUUUGACCUACUCUAAUUGGAAUACCGGGGAACCGAAUAACCAUAGAGGUCAAGGCGAAAACUGUUGUCAUAUUUAUGACACUGGAAAAUGGAAUGAUAUUAUGUGCAGUCGUAAACUAAAAUUUGUCUGCAAGCGACAUGUAAAUACCCACUGUGAUCAGCAUUAAAUAGAAAGGAGAUACAUUCAGGAAAAUGAAAGUUUUUAUGGAGUUUUUAAAUAAACGUAGUGAUCAUUUACCAUAGAAAGUUUAUGAUAAAAUAGGUCUUCCGGAAUAUGUAUCUUUAAUUUAUACAUUGUUCUCGUAAAUUAAUAUAUCACGUUGAUACAAUUGCAAGUCUAUUAUUUCAUUUUAAAGUGGGCAUGCAUUAUGACAAAUCGUCUAACGCUAAGCUUGAAUCUGUUUCCAUUUCAAGUUGUCCUUUGAAUUCGAAGUUUACAUAGAAGUUAUAACAGACAAACUCGUAAAACGAUGAAAUAAAAGUGCAAUCAUUUUGAGGGGAUAAUAGACUAUCAAAGAUUAACUUAAUUUGAAUGUGUUAAAAAUGUUGUUCAUGUUUUUAAUCAUUUUAUUAAUGGUCAAAGAAAUAACAGUUUGACUAUAAAAAUACAUCACUUAAGAUUUUCUUAAAAGCAAAAGCUGCAUUACACUUCAGUCUGGUACCACAAUAAACAUUGUUUUACUCUGUUGAAGAUCAAACAAAACAACCACGAAAGAUGCAACAUUCAACUGAAGAUAAUCGUUUGGUUAAAAGUGAAAUUAUGGGUAAGGCGACGAUAAUUUUAUCGUCUACUAGUUCCUCUUUAUAUCAUUACAUUGACUGUUUGUAUAAAACAUGAUUGUUUAUGCGCCAUUCAAAGAUUGUAAUAUAUCUAUUAAAUUCUGCAAAGGCUA
Molecule: messenger RNA, 1375 nt
Organism: Mytilus californianus (California mussel)
Lineage: Eukaryota; Metazoa; Mollusca; Bivalvia; Mytilida; Mytilidae
Product: perlucin-like protein
Exons: 6
Coding region: 89-649 (186 amino acids)
Molecular function (GO): signaling receptor activity
Source: RefSeq, a predicted model, not a curated record